Phytophthora nicotianae INRA-310 is the source of this 2366-nucleotide messenger RNA. Its product is annotated as TKL protein kinase. Lineage: Eukaryota; Oomycota; Peronosporomycetes; Peronosporales; Peronosporaceae. Gene Ontology annotation, biological process: protein phosphorylation. The record is from RefSeq and is a predicted model, not a curated record. Bases 8 to 2305 code for a protein of 765 amino acids. The transcript has 8 exons. Gene Ontology annotation, molecular function: protein kinase activity; ATP binding; protein binding.
CGACACGAUGGCGUUCACACCGAGAAGGUGUAGAAUGUUUGCAGUGGUCACUGUCGUGGCGUUUAUCUAUGAGGUGAUGGCGCAGGAGGCAGCAGGGUCAUCAUCGUCAGGGUCUUUUACAUCAUCGUCAGGCUCAGAAGUUGGUAUUGUUCCUGCCACAACGAUAGCUCAAGAGCUGGCUCAGGAGUGGUUUACAGCCAACUUUUGCGAUAACGAGACACAGUUGGCGGUUGGCGUGGACUCCUACUUGAAAAAUCUGUCCAGCAGUGAUAUUAUCUGCAACGGCGUACCGUCACUUCAGCGACGUACGGACGAUCAGCUACCAAACUUCGGUUGUCCCGACGUUUUUACGGCGAAAGAUGCAUCAUGCACGUGUAUGGAUGCUGGGUAUAACGACUCGGAAACGUGGGAAUUUCACGUCGUUAAGCGAAGUAAUGACAGCGAAUAUCCGACUGCGCUUUCUUCUGCGGAUAUUCUCCCAAUCGACACUAUUAGGACGAUGCUGGUCCCAUCGACGCUCAAGACACUGCGUAUUAUCGGAGGCGGAAACGUGCCUCAAGACAUUCAAUUCUCACCGGAAGAUCGACGCAUUCCUGGGACUACAUUACCUAUUGCUACCAGUCCUAACAGCACAAUCUCCAUCUCCACAGUGGAAAUCAUCAACAUCAACAUGUUCUCGAUCACUCUCUCGGCGUCCUCGUUCCUGCCGCCCACUACAACCAAUCUCGCGCUUCGAAACUGCAACUUAUUCGGCUUUGGCUUCCACUUUUUCGAUGGAGUGACCAACCUGCAGCACUUGGAUUUGUCUUCAAACUCUCUGACGGUACCUUACGCUGGCUCGACUACUCAGAGCUCUUGUUCGAACCAGUUGUGCGCUAUUGAGACACUUAACCUCACCAACAACAGUCUGACAACAUUUCCAGCAGUAGUUCUCAACAUCGGCAAUCUUCAGGAACUAUAUAUCGCUCACAACGAUAUCACGGACUUCAACGUCACCAACGCCACAUUCAAUGCCAUCAAGAGUCUGAAAGCUUUCGAAUCUGAUCUGCCCGAUACGUCCGCGAUAUGUCCUGGUGGCACAUGGCAGACAGCACACAGCUCUAAGUUCUGCGUAGCCAACAGCACCAUCGCAACUUCAGAGUCGAGUUCAGGCACCUGCACCCAAUGCAUCACGUAUGUGGGGAUCAUCGGUGGCUGCAUAAUUGUGGCUCUUAUCGUCUUGGUACUGUGGCAACGAUCCCGUACACGUCGUCGUGCCUUAUCUGCGUCUUUAGUGUCUUCACCUUCAAGCUACUACCUCGCCAGAAGUGGGAAUGAGACUGUAAAUAUCCAGAUAUCCGACAAAAGCGCCACUGAAGCGCUACUAGAAGACCCGGUUAUCAUCACCAAUCGUAUCAACUACAAGGAGAUCAAGCUGGGCAAAUGUCUUAGCAGAGGUGGCUUCGGUUUGGUGUUCGUGGGCGAGUACAAAGGCCGUCAAGUUGCAGUAAAGAAGAUCCGUCCUGACCGCAGUCAGGACCCGAAAGAUGUCCAGGCGUUCCUCAAGGAGAUUAUCCUCAUGACUGAGCUUCACCACCCACGCAUCGUUGAGUUUAUCGGUGUGGCUUGGGAUAAUCUAAAGCACAUUUCAGCGGUGACUGAGUUCAUGGAGAGUGGAGACUUGAGGCACGUGCUGCGUAGCUUCAAACGUCAAGGUACUCCGUUGUCCUGGAGGGACCACAAGACCACGAUAUCACUGCACAUAGCUGAGGCGAUGCAGUACUUGCACUCUCACAAUCCAAAGGUGAUCCAUCGAGACUUGAAGUCCAAGAACGUGCUGCUCAACAUGCACCUGGAAGCUAAGUUAACCGACUUUGGCGUCUCUCGAACACAGUACACGGCACAGACUCAUCCCAUGACGGCAGGUAUCGGCACGUCGUUCUGGAUUGCACCGGAGGUUUUACUAGGUCGAGACUACAACGAACAGGCCGAUAUCUACUCUUUCGGAGUGGUAUUAUCAGAGAUUGAUACAGACGACUACCCGUUCUGGAACGACGCCAACCGAGACGGUCCUCGUGGUAAACUACAGGAAGCAGAUAUCUUACGGCAGGUCGCGACAGGUAAUAAGCGGCCACAGUUCUCGACGAACUGUCCGGCCGGCAUCAUGUUGCUGGCGGAGAGCUGCUUACAGGAGAACCCGGACGAUCGUCCGACCGCUGCCGCCGUCGUAGAAACACUACAACAGCUUGUGCGCUCGAGUCUUCAGCCAAGUUCGUCCGACUCGGCACCGUCCUUCGCCUCAGGCACGAGCUGGACUGUAAGCUAGACAAUCAAUAGAAACUGUAUCAUUAAACACCUUCCACAUAAACUCGACCACCAUGUUCGAC